ACUCACCUGUCGAAAAUACCUGGACACACACACGGUCUAUACUUCAGCGCAGGUGUAUUAACAUGUCAUUACGACUUGUCGUGUAGCGCAGUGUGUGUGUAUGAGUGUGUGUGAGUGUGUGUACAGUAAAGCUUCUUCCUCGCGCUCUCCGGUUCCUGUAUGUACCCAUGGCGGCGACGAGGCGCGCGCAGCGGACUAAAACCCAGUUGCCCUUCUGCUACUACGAGGGAUUUCUGGAGAAGAGGUCGUUUAAAGAUAAAAUAAGUCGCAGGCUUUGGGCUUCAUUGUGUGGACGCUCCCUGUUCUUCUACAACAACAGCAAGGACAAUGAUUAUGUGGAUAAGCAGGAUCUAUCAAGCUUUAUCUCUCUGACUGACGACUGCAGUCACGAUCGCAAACUGGACGCGGCAAGAUUCCACCUGCGCUUAGAAGAUGACGACAUCUACCUCACGGCUCCCAGUUUAGAAGCUCGUGAGCUGUGGAAAGGCUUCAUCUACUCCGUGGUUAAGCUGGAAGUGCCCACCUCCCUCAACCUGCUGCCUGGUCAGAUUCACAUGCUGAGAGAAGCUGUGGACAAAGAGAUUGAGAGACUCAAAGACAUCGCUGAAAAUUCUGCGACCACACAAGCUUCCAUAACAGUAGCCACAACAGAACCUGGCGAUUAUCUGCCCGUACUGUCCGAAAUGCCAGCGUGCUUUCACAGAGUGUUGCGAGAAGAUGCUGAGAACCUUCUGGAAAAAAACAAAGAGAAAGGAAACCUGCUGCUCAGACCCAGCAGAGACGGAAACUCUUUCGCUGUUACAACUCGGCAGGACUUCGGCGGGCCGGUUUUCCGACAUUACCGAGUGACACGGAUUCCUGCCGGAGGAUUCGCCAUAGCUCUCGACAACCCAAUUACUUGCACUUCACUCCACGAUGUGAUAAACUAUCUGAUGUUGAAGACUGGAGGAGUUUUCAAGCCCUUGGUUCUGGAGCACACGUAUGAAGAAAGCAUCGUGUAUGUAGAAGACAAUAAGGAGAACGGAGAGCAGAGUGUGCGCUGUGCGUCCAGCAGCCCUGUAUCUGUCCCGACUCCUAAAUUGCCCCCCAAACCAGCUCCGAGGAAGAAAGUUUCUGAUCCAAAAGAGAGCAUCUACCUGAACUCGGAUGAGGAUUUCAGUGAAGAAGAAGCAUACGUCCCACCGCUUGCUUUGUCUAAGCCUCCAGGGAGGGGUUUGGUACACCAGACGUCCAUGCCUGACCUGCAGAUCGGUCCGGGCGGAGCUUUGCUUCCACCGACACGGCCGCGCAGUGCCACGGAGAACCCUGCGACAAAGCCAAGACGCUCGACCCCGCCCUUGGCUGUCGCAGAAAGUCUUUCUCAGAGUAUGGAUGAUCUUCUGUAUUUAUAACUGUGUUUUAAUGAAGAGCUAAAGCAAAAGGUGCUGUUGAGAGGUGUUUCAGACUGACCUUUGACCCCUGGCUGACCAGCUUGUCUUCAAAAAAAUAUAUAUGAAGGAACCAUUUUAGUGAAGAUCUCUGCAGAAUUGAGCCGUUUUGUCGUUUGUGUCAAAUAUCCGUCCACUCACAGCCAAGAAUGUAGGUGUUGGAGGAGAUUAAUGAGCUGUGUGUGUGUGUGUGUGUGUGAUGUCCAGCUGGCUCUGAAGCAUCUUGAAGAUUAACAGCUUAUUGAUCCCACACCAGUACUCAGUGUAAAUCAGGACGUAAGAAGUUAAAGCGUGUACUUGCCACAUUAGCGUCUGCCCCUAACGUCUGUUCUGACAGGAAAUCAGUGUAUAGCAUUUUAUUUGCUAAUCAAACUCUUCUGUAUAGCAUUAUUGCUAACCUUUUUGUUUUUCUUCCUCCUCCUCCUCCUCUUGCAUUUAAUGCCUUCUUUAUCACCUCGUGCCUUUUUAACAGUAUUGUAAUUCCGAGUAAAUAAACAGUGUCUUUUCAGCGACUGAAAAAAAGUCUUUUCAGCGAAUGAUCGAUGUCCGGUUGUGUUUGUAUAAGAUGGUGUAUGUAUCUUGUACUUAUUUCUAUGAG
Messenger RNA from Hemibagrus wyckioides, 2025 nucleotides. RefSeq names its product signal transducing adaptor family member 2b (gene stap2b). The record is from RefSeq and is a predicted model, not a curated record. Lineage: Eukaryota; Metazoa; Chordata; Actinopteri; Siluriformes; Bagridae. The transcript is spliced from 14 exons. Bases 168 to 1391 code for a protein of 407 amino acids. Gene Ontology annotation, molecular function: signaling adaptor activity.